AUGACCGCUGUUGGCAGUGCAGCAAGUGAAAAAGGUUUCAUGCAUGAAGGUUCUGGGGUGAUGUUGAUUCUGGGCAUGAUUGUUAUGUCUGUCUCGAUCAUGUCCUUGAUCAUUUUUGGCUGUGCUGACAAGCCCCGAAAGAGUGGCGGCCGUGGCCGUGGCCACGGUAGAUACAGUGGUGGGGUAUUUUAUGGCGGAGCAGCUGCUUACUCAAAUGGUUCUGCUUUUGAUGCCGGAGGUGGCGGUCAUGGUGGUGGUCAUGGUGGUCAUGGUGGUGGUGGUCAUCAUGGUGGUGGUCAUGGUGGUUGUGGUGGAGGUGGAGGUGGAGGUGGCUGUGGUGGGGUGGGUUGCUAA
This is a messenger RNA of Coffea eugenioides, 354 nucleotides long. Its product is annotated as dormancy-associated protein 2-like. The record is from RefSeq and is a predicted model, not a curated record. The coding region runs from base 1 to 354 and encodes 117 amino acids. Lineage: Eukaryota; Viridiplantae; Streptophyta; Magnoliopsida; Gentianales; Rubiaceae. The transcript has a single exon.